This is a messenger RNA of Pungitius pungitius (ninespine stickleback), 2848 nucleotides long. It is a transcript of the gene prickle3, whose product is annotated as prickle homolog 3. Bases 273 to 2594 code for a protein of 773 amino acids. Lineage: Eukaryota; Metazoa; Chordata; Actinopteri; Perciformes; Gasterosteidae. The record is from RefSeq and is a predicted model, not a curated record. Gene Ontology annotation, molecular function: zinc ion binding. The transcript is spliced from 11 exons.
UUGAUUUUUAGCUUGGGUCGGCUCAAGAAAUGUCGAAAAUAGAUGUUGAGAAGUAUUUUACUCUGAAAGAUCAGCCGGAAAUGGUCCUUUCACUUAGGCUAGCUUGUUGGUUGCCGAAGUAGCUAAGGCCGAAGGAGGAGUCCGGGGCAGUCUGAGGGGGAACAUCAUGUAGUUUGUUCAAUACAGACUGUAACUGAAAAUAUCUACACCUCUACACCCGGUGGUUUAUUCAUUUGGAAUCACAAUCGUGUCGUUAACAUCCAACCGACAUCAUGUUCACGCGCGGGUCUAAAAAGCGACGAUCUAACCGCUCGCAGGAUGAAGAGGACCCGGACCGAGGGCAGCCCUGUAUGCGCUGUGGGGAUCAGUGCCCCGGCUUCCGCGUCCACGGCUGGAGGAAGAUCUGCGUCCACUGCAAGUGUGUGCGAGAGGAGCACGCCGUGCGCUCGGUGCCGGGCCAGCUGGAGAAGAUGAUGACGAAGCUGGUGUCGGACUUCCAGAGACACUCCAUCUCCGACGACGACUCGGGCUGCGCCUCCGAGGAGUACGCGUGGGUCCCGCCCGGCCUCAAGCCCGAACAGGUGUACCAGUACUUCAGCUGCCUGCCGGAGGACAAGGUGCCGUACGUCAACAGUUCAGGGGAGCGGUACCGAAUCAAACAACUGCUGCACCAGCUUCCAGCCCACGACAGCGAGUCCCAAUACUGUAACACUCUGGACGAGGAGGAGAAGAAGGAGUUGCGUUUGUUCAGUCAGCAGAGGAAACGAGAGAACUUGGGCCGAGGCGUCGUCAGACUCUUCCCAGUAACUAUGACGGGAGCCAUCUGCCAACAGUGCGAGAAGCAGAUCUGCGGCGGAGACAUCGCGGUGUUUGCCAGUCGGGCGGAGCGGAGCACCUGUUGGCACCCUCAGUGUUUCCAGUGUGCCACCUGCAGCGAGCUGCUGGUCGAUCUGAUCUACUUCUUCCAGGAGGGGCAGAUCUACUGCGGCCGGCACCACGCCGAGAGGCUGAAGCCGCGCUGCCAGGCCUGUGACGAGAUUAUUCUGGCGGAUGAAUGUACCGAGGCAGAAGGAAGACACUGGCACAUGAAGCACUUCUGCUGUUUUGAGUGCGAGGCGGCGCUGGGCGGUCAGCGUUACAUCAUGAGAGAGAGUCGACCGUACUGCUGCUCCUGCUACGAGUCCCAGUACGCAGAGCCCUGCGACACCUGCGGAGAACACAUCGGUAUCGAUCAGGGCCAGAUGACGUACGAGGGUCAGCACUGGCACGCCGUGGAGUCUUGUUUCUGCUGCGCCCGCUGCCACCUGCCUCUGCUGGGGCAUCCCUUCCUCCCUCGAGGGGGGCUCAUCUUCUGCUCCAGGCCCUGCUCGCUGGGCGAGGACCCCAACAACUCCGACUCCUGUGACUCGGCGCUGCAGAGCAAACCGCCGCAGCACAGACGCUGCGAGAUGGCGAGGAAACAGCGGCGGCCACAGUGUGGCUCUCCCCUGCAGCCACUAGAGGGCCCCGACUCUCCUGUAGCUCCUGCGAAAGACUGCGUUCACUAUGCAGUGGAGAACAGAGGUGUCAACUGCACUGCUCCAGUUCAAAAUGGACUGCCUUCGCCCAGUGGUCAGCCUCAUCCGAGAGGCUCCUACUCGCCUCUCCCCCACAUCCAUCUAGGAAACGGCCUGGGUCCGUCUUGGCCCAGCGACCUUCCGCACUACAGUCUGCUGCCGGGGAACUCUUCUGUCGGAGACCUUCAGUUAAAGGGAGAGAUGAAUGGAAAUGCAACCGGCGUUAAUUCAAGGGGAACCUCCACUAAAGACUGUAGGAACUGGGUGGAGAAGACAAAUCAAGUGAUGGAAGUGUUUCUGCCACAGGAAAACUCGCCGCCUCUCCCGCCCAACAACCCGUCCGUCCUCCCACCUCCUCUGCCCCUCAAGUCUCGCGACCCGAUGCCCCCGGACUCACCCCAGCCAAACCUCCCCCAACCACCGGAGGGGUCGUCCGCUUCUCCGCCCCCGCUGUCUCGCAGUGGCACAGCUCGGGUCAGCUUCAGAGAACCAAUCAGCAGCAGCUACUCAGUUGAGGAGGACGAGGGGGAAGACGGGCCGGAGCUGCAGGAGGUGGAGGAGGACCAGCAGCAGCAGGAGGAGGAGGAUGAGCUGGGGGGAGGUUUCGGGAGCAGGCUGCAUCUCCAAAAGGGCAUCCCGCCGCAGAUGGAUCUUCUGGACGGAUCCUCCUACCACCAGCGGAGUCCGCGGCGCGGGUGGAGCCGUUGUCACGUCUCCUCCGACCCUGCUCUCCACGCGGGGGCGGAGAGGCACCCCAGGCGCUCCUCGCUGACCCUGCAGCCGGGCCAGUGCAGACACGACGACCCUUGCUCCACUUGCUCUUCCUCCUCAGACUCUGAGGAAGAGGGCUUCUUCCUGGGACAGCCCAUACCUCUGCCCCCACAGCUACGAAAGCAGCAACCCGAGGAGGGCAAAGACGGAGGGGGAGACGAGGAGAGGGAGGGGCAGAGAGACUGGGGACUGAGAGGCAGCAUAAGGCGGAGAAGAGCUCACAGCCUCGGCGCAAAGGACAAAGAUAAAAACUGUGCCAUCUCCUAAGCCCCAACCUCAAAUAACAGCGUUGCUAUUUUCUAAAUGAUGGUGGACCAGAAGAACUCAUUCAUUCCAGUGUCCCGGACUGACUACUUACUAGAAAGCACAACAAGCCUCAAAGGUCACUAACUUUAACUCAACUGUAUUUACGUUUGUUUGCCUUUUUGAGAUGCUCUGUUGUAGAGAAUGAAUCCUGUGAGAAGUGAUGAACGUGUUGUGAUAAUUGUUUGGUAAACGUCCAAAUAAAGGACUCGGCGUUG